Messenger RNA from Metarhizium acridum CQMa 102, 1473 nucleotides. RefSeq lists its product as uncharacterized. NCBI's taxonomy places the organism in Eukaryota, Fungi, Ascomycota, Sordariomycetes, Hypocreales, Clavicipitaceae. The record is from RefSeq and is a predicted model, not a curated record. Gene Ontology annotation, biological process: transmembrane transport. Gene Ontology annotation, molecular function: transmembrane transporter activity. Gene Ontology annotation, cellular component: membrane.
AUGCCACCAAAACAUGCUGUCAAGGAAGUCGAUGAGCACGCUGCUCGCUUAGUCCCCGAGGACAAUGUCGUCAUCCAGACGCAAAAGCCAUUCACCACCCUAUCAGCCAUUGGCAUCGGAUAUGGAGUCACCAACACGGCCGUCGGUAUCCCACUCAUUCUGAGCACAGCCAUGCCCAUGGGGGGCUCGCCCCAGGUCUUCUGGGGUUUCCUGGUCAUGGCGGGAGUCGGGCUGGCUACAGCAACGACUCUCGCCGAGCUGGUGUCCGCGAUGCCUCAUCCCGGCGGCCAGUACGUAUGGGUCAACAAGCUGGCACCAAAGAGGCAUCGCCGGGGCCUGUCCUAUACUGCGGCAAUGAUUAGUUGGAUUGCCGCCAUUGCCACCGGCUCCUCCGGCAACCUCUCCGUUCCCCUGAACGCCUUUUCUAUCGUUGCGUUUCUCCAGCCCGGAUUCAUCUACCAGCGAUGGAUGGGGUUCGUGGCCUUUCAGGUCAUCAACAUAGUAACCUGCUUUGGCGCCUGCUUCGAGCACGUGCUGCCGCGGCUGUCCAAGGCCUUUUUGCUCUUCAAUGUCGUCUCCGUGGGUGUCAUCAUCAUGACCUUGUUCGCCAUGGCCAACACCCGCACGAGCGCCAAAGACUUCUUUACAACUGUGAACACCUCCGGGUGGCCUGACGGUGUGGCCUUCAUCAUCGGCCUGAAUGGACCAAACUGGUGCUUCUCGUGCCUGGAUGUUGUGACACACCUGGCCGAGGAGAUGCCCUCUCCCGGCACGAAUAUCCCCAAAGCGUUGAUAUGGACCAUCUUCAUAGCAUCCACCAGCGGCCUUUUGGUCGUCUUGGCGGUUCUAGUCAACCUCGGCCCCGUGGAUGUCGGUGACUACUCGGGGAUUGGCAUCUUCAACCGCAUCACGGGCAACAAGGCUGCUGCCAUUGGCCUUUGGGUCCCUGUUCUCAUUCUUGUCCUGGCAUCCGUCUGGUCCAUCCAGACCUGGCAGUCUCGGCUUGCGUGGACAAUCAGUCGAGAGUCUGGCUUUCCGCUGCACCGUCACUUUAGCAAGAUUUUCCCAGCGCCCUUCUACACCCCCAUCUGGUCCCUGGUGGGCUCUGCCGUCGGCACGGCCCUGUUUGGUUGUCUCUAUCUCGCCUCUGAACUGGCCUUCAACUCGCUCAUUGCAACUGGCAUUCUACUCCAGUACGUCAGCUACAGCAUCCCUACUGUCCUAGUUUUGUGGCAAGGCCGAUCCAACUUUCGGCAUGGCCAGUUUUGGUAUCCCAAGCUGGGGCUCGUUGCAAAUCUCGUAAUGCUUGCAUGGACGGUGGUGGCUUUUAUUUUCUAUUGCUUUCCUGCUACUGCACAAGUACGUCCAAGCCAGAUGAAUUAUGUUUCGGGAGUUCUUGUCGCCAUUGCCAUGUUUAUUGCUGCGCUUUGGUUUCUCUAUGCCAAGAAGAACUAUAGGGUCAUGGAGAUUUAG